AUAAAACAGCUGGGAAGAAAAUCAAUUGCACCACGUACGAUAGAGAAACACGCAUUUUGUCUUAUGAAAUAGUCAUAAUUUACUAAUAAGCGUAUUUGUUGGAAUUAAACAGUGCUUUGUUUGAAUAUAUUUGAUUUAAAACAUGCCAGUAGACCAGAUACAGUAUUCAGAAAGGUACAACGAUGAUGUUUACGAAUAUAGACAUGUAAUACUCCCACCGGACAUAGCCAGACUAGUACCAAAGUCUCACCUUAUGACAGAAACAGAAUGGAGAAACCUCGGUGUCCAACAGAGUCCUGGCUGGUUACACUUUAUGGUGCACAACCCGGAGCCACAUGUCCUUUUAUUUAGACGACCUCGAACCGACAUACCAACUCCUGUUAAUGGCUUAGAUGCAAGUACUUCUUCUACAGUAAGAGUCUGAUGAAGUGGAUUUCAUAGCAUAUAGGCCACACCUUUAACUUAUUAUCUAACUCAAGGAACACAUUUAUAGUUAUGAUAAUGUAAAUUUUCAUGAUAAAUAUAGAUUAAUAAUUUCUUAAUGAGAAUAAGUAUUCGCGUAUAACAGCAAUAUGCAGUCUUAUAUUAUCUAAUAUAGAUAUAGUUAAAAAAUAUACAAUAUGUUGUAUUUUGUGAUAUAACAAACGUAAUUCAAUUUUAAAUUUGAAUUGCAUUGAAAAAUGUCAAUAAUUGUUCCUAAUGUUAGACUUGUUGAACACGUAUGUGUUAUUCAGCUCACGAUUGCUCACUGAAGUGCUUGUUGAAGAAAAUGUUUAUUACAAUGUCGUUGAAUAUCAUAGACUAAAAGGUGAUAUUAAAAGUACUAGAUGUGAUAUUCUUUAGCAUACUUAAUCAGUUAUACACACGUAUAUUUAAAGGUGCUUAAAACUAAGUAAAGUGGCCUUCGACUGAUGUACCAUACCUGUUAUUAAUGCUAAGCUCAUACACAAUGUAUAAAUACAAAUUAUAUUUAAAAUGCAAUGGAUUUAUUUAAGAACAUUAUAAACAUGCUUGACAUAUUGUUAACCAAAUAAAAAUUAUUAUGUUUCUUUUA
This is a messenger RNA of Vanessa atalanta (red admiral), 1054 nucleotides long. Its product is annotated as cyclin-dependent kinases regulatory subunit-like. The transcript is spliced from 2 exons. Lineage: Eukaryota; Metazoa; Arthropoda; Insecta; Lepidoptera; Nymphalidae. Gene Ontology annotation, biological process: regulation of mitotic cell cycle. Bases 143 to 424 code for a protein of 93 amino acids. Gene Ontology annotation, molecular function: protein kinase binding; cyclin-dependent protein serine/threonine kinase activator activity; ubiquitin binding. Gene Ontology annotation, cellular component: cyclin-dependent protein kinase holoenzyme complex; SCF ubiquitin ligase complex. The record is from RefSeq and is a predicted model, not a curated record.